Messenger RNA from Labeo rohita (rohu), 3159 nucleotides. It is a transcript of the gene pls1, whose product is annotated as plastin 1 (I isoform). The record is from RefSeq and is a predicted model, not a curated record. The transcript has 16 exons. Gene Ontology annotation, cellular component: actin filament; cytoplasm; actin filament bundle. Lineage: Eukaryota; Metazoa; Chordata; Actinopteri; Cypriniformes; Cyprinidae. Gene Ontology annotation, molecular function: actin filament binding; calcium ion binding. The coding region runs from base 203 to 2200 and encodes 665 amino acids. Gene Ontology annotation, biological process: actin filament bundle assembly; actin filament network formation.
UUGUGUUGAAAUAUUUUUGCACAGAAGGAUUGAACACUAGUCUAGGUGAUGCAGUCUUGUUUUCCUCUCUUUAUUUCUCUGUUAUUCUCUUUCAUGGUGCUGUCCUCACCAGUAGCUGUCCAUUCAUUCGUCAUGAUUAGUAUGUGAUCUUCCAGAUACCUUUUUGUGUGUGUUUUCAGUUGUAUAGACUUGCAUUAGAAUCAUGGCGCUAAUCACAAGAGGACUCCACAGGGUAUUUUUCUGGACCAAGAGACCAAAUGGCUCAUUUACAGGUCUUUUGCAUGGUGAGAGGUGCUGCGAGGAGAACAGCAUGGAGACCAACGUGACACAGAUCUCCAGAGAAGAUCUGGAGGACCUGAGAGAGGCUUUCAACAAAAUUGAUAUUGAUAACAGCGGCUAUGUAAGUGAUUUUGAACUUCAAGAGCUUUUUCGACAUGCCAGUUUUCACCUUCCCGGAUACAAGGUACGGGAGAUCGUGGAGAAGUUCAUGGCAGCUGACACCAGCAAAGAUGAGAAGAUCAGUUUUGAAGAGUUUGUUGCAAUGUACCAAGAGCUAAGAAGCAAAGAGGUGAGAGAAACUUUCCGCAAGUGUAUCUCCAGGCGGGAUGGGAUUCGUUCGUUUGGAGGAACGUCAAGGAUCUCCAGUGAAGGAACUCAGCAUUCUUACUCAGAUGAAGAAAAAGUGGCCUUUGUGAACUGGGUCAAUAAGGCCUUGAGAGAUGAUCCUGACUGCAAGCAUCUGAUCCCAAUGGACCCGGAGACUGACAGUUUAUUCAAAUCCGUGAAAGAUGGAAUAUUGCUGUGCAAAAUGAUCAACCUCUCACAGCCUGACACCAUUGAUGAGCGGGUCAUCAACACAAAGAAAUGCACUCCAUUUACAAUGACGGAGAAUUUGGUGUUGGCUCUUAACUCUGCGUCAGCUAUCGGCUGCACGGUAGUCAACAUCGAUGCUCAGGACAUGAAAGCAGGAACGCCUCACCUCGUGCUUGGCCUCCUCUGGCAAAUCAUAAAAAUUGGCCUCUUCGCUGACAUUGAGAUCUCACGCAAUGAAGCUCUAAUUGCUUUGCUGGAAGAGUCAGAGGACCUGGACCACCUGAUGUCAAUGUCCCCUGAGGACCUUUUGCUGAGAUGGGUCAACUAUCACCUCAAAGCUGCUGGCUGGCAACCAAUCAGCAACUUCAGUGAUGAUAUUAAGGACUCCAGGGCAUAUUUCCACCUGCUUAAUCAGAUCUCGCCUAAAGGAGACGGUGAUGACGAGAUGAGGAUUGACAUUGACAUGACUGGUUUCAAUGAGCGUGAUGAUGAAAAGCGAGCAGAGCUGAUGCUGAGGCAGGCGGAUCGUCUGGACUGCAGACAGUUUGUCACUCCCAAGGAUGUGGUGUCAGGAAACCAGAAACUCAACAUGGCCUUUGUAGCCAAUCUUUUCAACAUGUACCCGGCCUUGAGCCGACUCGCCAGCAAUGGCAUUGAUUAUGCAAUCGAGGGGGAAACAAGAGAGGACAGAACAUUCAGGAACUGGAUGAAUUCUCUGGGAGUUUCUCCACAUGUCCAUCGUCUGUACAAUGAUCUGCACGAUGGUCUCAUCAUUCUUCAGUUGUAUGAGAGAGUCCAGGUUCCUGUUGACUGGACUAGAGUCAAUAAACCUCCCUAUCCAGCACUGGGAUCCAACAUGAAGAAGCUUGAGAAUUGUAAUUAUGCGGUCGCACUGGGCAAAAAGGAAGCAAAGUUUUCCUUAGUAGGAAUCGGUGGGGAGAAUAUCAACGAAGGAAGCCCCAUGCAUACCCUUGCACUGGUCUGGCAACUAAUGAGAAGGUACACUGUGAAGGUUCUGUCUGACAUUGGUGAUGGAGAAAAAGUCACUGACCAAAUUAUUAUCAACUGGGUAAACGAAACCUUGAAACAAGGCCAGAAAGAUACUUAUAUUAGCAGCUUCAAGGACAAAUCAAUCAGCACUAGCCUGGCAGUGAUUGAUCUGAUCGACACCAUCAUGCCCAAAGCCAUCAAACACGAGAUGGUUAAGAGAGGAGACCUGACGCCAGAGGACAAGCUAAACAAUGCAAAAUACGCAAUCUCAGUGGCGCGAAAAAUCGGAGUCAGGGUGUACGCCCUGCCCGAUGACCUUGUGGAGGUCAAACCCAAGAUGGUGAUGACGGUGUUUGCAUGCCUUAUGGGAAGAAGCUUGAAGAAAGUAGACGGCUGACCUUUCUUGAAGGACGCUGUCAGAAAGCACAACCCUCACUUUGCACUUUUUCUUCCUCUGACUUUUCUUUCGCCUCACUCACCAAUACUUUAUUGCAUUCGUUUAUUUUUAAAUUAAUAUUUCUUUACAUUUAAUCUUUAAUUACUUGACCUCUUAUUAAUUACAUUUCACUAAUCGUUUAAUUUCUCCUAUUAUUCAAAGACAAUGUGGUUUUUGGUUUUCUUAAAGAAAUAGUUCACCCAAAUAUAUACUCAACCUCAGGUCAUGUAAGAUGUAAAUGACUUUAUUUCUUCAUUGGAACAGAUUUGGAAAAAUGUAGUAUUACAUCUCUUGUUCACCAAUAAAUCCUUUGCAGUGAAUGGGUGCCGACAGAUAAAAACAUCACAAUAAUCCACAAAAGCUGCAUGUUUGUAUUAAGCAAAUCCAUUAUUAAGAUGUUUCACUGAUGGUUUAAGUCCAUAACACAUUAUAACACUGUGUUUACAGCUAUUUGUUUAGAACUGUUAUGGCUUGAUCUAUGCAUAUUUCUCUCCUGAUUCAGAUGAGAUGUUUUCUUUAAAGAAAACAAUAUUAUGAAUAGAAGACUGGUAUUCUAUCCGGAAAACAGACGAUUUGAAGCCUGUUUAUUACUUAUUGUUAUUUAUUACUUAUUGUGGUGUUUUUAUCAGCUAUUCGGUCUCUCAUUCUGACGGCACCCAUUCAGUACAGAGCAUCCAUUGGUGAGAAAGUGAUGUAAUGCUACAUGAUGAUGCAACAAACUCAUUUGCUUCUUGGACAGCCUGAGGGUGAGUACAUUUUAAGAAAAUUGAGAUUUUUGGGUGAACAGUUCCUUAAUAAUUGUGAAUAACUGUUUCCAUUUAUUCACUGACUCAUUGAUUAAAAUGAUUCUUUCAGUUAGGCCGGACUGUAAAUAGUUGGAUAUUUUUACAUUACGUAAAUAAAGGUGCCCACAAGAAAUA